Paramecium sonneborni is the source of this 399-nucleotide messenger RNA. Lineage: Eukaryota; Ciliophora; Oligohymenophorea; Peniculida; Parameciidae. The record is from the annotation of a GenBank genome assembly.
AUGGUGGAAAGAAAGCAUCUGGAUUUGGUUGGACUGGGUAAUUAGCUUUUUGUGAGCCUAGCAUUCCAUUAAAUCAAAAUGUAAAACUUGCAUUUCGAAUUAUAAGAUUAGGAAUGCAAAUUGAUAUAGGUAUCGGUUCGAUGAAUUAAUCUGAAGAAUUGAAUAUAAAUAACAGUUAUUCUAUUGAUUCACUUUUAUUUAAACUAUAUGAGAAUGAUACUGUUUUACUUGACAUUAGAAUGAAAGAUAAAAAAUUAAUAUUUAAAAACUUAAGAUCAUUAAAAGAACAAGUAAAUAAAUAACAUUAUAAUAUAGCAAAUGUCAAUUGAUACUUCACAAGUUUUAUAUCCUUAUGCUUGUUUUCGUAGUUCAUCUAUUGAAAUAGUUGAUAAUUAUUGA